AUGUCUUUGAAGUCAAGCGGAAAAUCAUUGACUUUAACAUUAUCAUCAUCAUCAUCAUCAUCAACGUCAUCAUCAUCAUCAUCAUCAUCAUCAUCAUCAUCAUCAUCAUCAUCAUCAUCAUCAUCAUCAACGUCAUCAUCAUCACAUAGAAUGAUAAAACGACAAAAUAACUUCAAAGAACAAACAAACAAACAAACAACCUUCUAA
Messenger RNA from Schistosoma rodhaini, 207 nucleotides. Lineage: Eukaryota; Metazoa; Platyhelminthes; Trematoda; Strigeidida; Schistosomatidae. The record is from the annotation of a GenBank genome assembly.